AUGCAGCUCAUACAGCUUGGCGCGACUACUGUUGGACUCCUUAGCCAGUUGGCUGCCUCCACAGCGAUCCCCAAUUGGCCCCCUCACGACCCUCAUCACCAACCCUUGCCAACCGUCGACCUGGGAUAUGUGAAGCAACGAGCAUCAGGCUUCAACGCUACUGGCAAGUAUUACAACUUCACCAACAUCGCCUUUGCCCAACCUCCGGUUGGCGACCUUCGCUUUGCAGCACCUCAGCCACCUAAAUUCAUCGCCGGUGUCCAAGAUGGCAACGACAAGAUCAACCCGACAUGUCCUCAGGCAUGGCCAAUCUGGCUUUCCGAGACCUUCAUGAACACCUCAUCCGUGCCUAAGGGUCCCUCAGAAACAGAGGAUUGCUUGUAUCUAGAUGUGCUCGUGCCCGAGAAGAUCUUCAAUCAGCGACAGGGGUGGGGCAGGAAAGCGCCUGUCUUGGUCUGGAUCUACGGCGGUGGGUUUGUCAUUGGCGCCAAGACACAGAAUGGUGAUGGAAGUGGAUUGAUUGCGGAGAGCACAAACAACCCGCAGGAUGAGGGUGUCAUUUUUGUAGCAUUGAACUACAGACUUGGCGCCUUUGGCUGGCUUGGUGGUAGCGACUUUCAGAAGGAGGGCGGUGCUUCCAAUGCUGGGCUUCUUGAUCAACGCCUUGCACUUGAAUGGGUUCAGCAGAAUAUCGGCAAAUUUGGCGGCGACCCAGGCCGUGUCACUGUGAUUGGGGAAUCCGGUGGCGCUGCUUCUAUCGGACAGCAUUUAACCGCCGGCAAACAAGGACACAACUUUGCUGCUCGCAAGACGCCGUUCCAGCAAGCUAUCUACCAAAGCCCUGAUCAAGGAUCUCCAUCGAUUCCAUCCGAUGCUACUUUCAAUACUCGAUACCACGACUUCCUGAAGACCCUCAAAGUCAGUAACCUCCAAGAGGCUCGAGCUCUCAGCAGUGAUGCGCUGUACGAAGCCAACAAAGCCACGGUUGAGAUCUAUCCUGGCGGAAUGUUCACAACGUUUGCACUCUCUAUCGACGGCUCGUACGUUCUUGGCAACAUCAAUGAUGGUCUCAAUGCCGGUCGCUAUGAUCGUAACGUCAAGACUAUGACUUCCUACAACGCUGAUGAGGGCGAGCUCUUCACCUUCACCCUUGAUACUCCACCGACCUCCGACAACUUCUCCUUCCCAGCCUACGUGAAAUUCCUCUACCCAUCCGCCUCCCCGAACGACAUCAACCACAUCUCCAACGAUCUCUACCCUCUCUCGGCAAACUCGGGCCAGGAAUACGAUCGAACCUCGACCUUCAACGCCGACGUCUUCAUCGUCUGCAACGCCUACGCCCUACAAAAUGCAUACAACAACCAAGCAUUCGCCUACGAGUUCUCCGUCCCACCAGCGUGGCAUAUCCAGGAUAUCUCGUACACGCUGUUCAAUGGACACAUCUCGCCUGGCUUACCUCUUAUUCCGGCGAUCGCUGUGGACAUGCAGACUUACUUCACCAACUUUGCCAUGCAUGGAAACCCCAACCAGCGAGGUCUGACUGCUAUGCCCGUCUUCGGUAACCAGGGCAACAUGCUCAACUUGACGACGGAUGGGUAUAAGGUUGUGAACGAGCCAGCGAGGAUGGAGAGGUGCAAAUUCUGGGAGAAGUAUAAUGUUUAG
This is a messenger RNA of Zasmidium cellare ATCC 36951, 1662 nucleotides long. RefSeq lists its product as uncharacterized. The coding region runs from base 1 to 1662 and encodes 553 amino acids. The transcript is spliced from 5 exons. The record is from RefSeq and is a predicted model, not a curated record. Lineage: Eukaryota; Fungi; Ascomycota; Dothideomycetes; Mycosphaerellales; Mycosphaerellaceae.